Fraxinus pennsylvanica is the source of this 450-nucleotide messenger RNA. The record is from the annotation of a GenBank genome assembly. NCBI's taxonomy places the organism in Eukaryota, Viridiplantae, Streptophyta, Magnoliopsida, Lamiales, Oleaceae.
AUGGAGAAGGAGCCUAGAAGGCUGGCCAUUACUGCAACUCAAAUAGUCUUCUUACUCAUCCUCCCUUUGCUCUUUCUUGAUUUCUUCUGUGGAAAUAUCAUCCCCUUCGAUCAAUGUAAGUCUACCUUUUUACCAUCUUCUACAAGCUUAAUUCUUCAACAUGGUGAACAUAUAUUAGGAAAUGGCAGGGAUUCAAUACUGCGAAACUACCAUGACACAGUUCAAGAAGAGCACAAGUCCAUGAAAUUUCUUCUUUCAAGAGUAGUGACAGGAGCAAUAGUUGGGCUCAAGUUUCAUGGCCAUUUGGCUUUGAAUUUCAGUGAUAGCCCAGGAGGGCAUUCGAUGCAGGAUUUCAAGCAGUUUCUUAAACAAGCAUAUAAUCUCAAGUUCGUGCAUGUAUCUGAAAUCAAUAGGCCAAAUUUAGUCCUGUUAUCUCGCAGAAAAACCUGA